UGUUAUUUUAUCAACCUUAAGUCUUCUUGUGUUUUUUUUUUUUCCUUCCUUCCUUUACCUAUUUCAUUUUCUGUAUCGGUGUAUCGGGCUCGAGCGGUAUCAGUGUUUAUAAAGAAGAAGGAGGAAAUUUUUCGUAGUCGAUGCUAUAAGACCAACAAUCAUUGAACAAAGACAGAAAGAAGAUCAACACACAGCAUUUCCAUCACUUCAAAAUAUGUCAUCUAGAAACUACCGCAAUGAUGGACAGCACCAAGCUCAAAGAAGUACAAUGAAAAUCACUCGAGAUGGUCGACCAUUCACCAAGGACCUUCACGAUCUCUACUCAGCGCUUAUGAUACAAAUGCCAAUGGAUACUCAUAGGGUACUGUUUCGAUCAUAUCCUUGUACUUUCACGACGGAUGAAGCUAUAUCCAAUCUCGGCAACCUAAAAUUUUCACAUUCUCUUCGUUCACCGAAAGGCUCCAAAGAAUCUUCCAUCACAACGACCACAACUACUUUUAGUAUGACACGAGAGAUGGCCAAGACACUUCUCACACAAUUCCUGGAAGCUCGACUCUUCAUGAACGCGUCUGAUCCUAGCAAUCGAACGCUCAAGGACAGGGGGGUGUGGCAAGUCACACCAAAGGGGCUCUGCAUGCUGGAAGGUUUUGUCGAUAGGAGUGUAGUCGAUGGAUCACACUUGAACUUACUUUAUGCGCAUGUACGGCCAAUCAAAGUCAUACAAUUGGAAAGAGCUCCCUUAGAUGAUGCUUUGAUGUUGUCAAGAGCAUCACUGACAAGAAUUAUCAAGACAAUGAUGGGGGUUGUCCCUAUUACCCCGUCGUCAUCUGCUGGAAACAUAUCUCUCCAUAGUUUUGGUGGAAACUGGAAACAAACAGAGGUUGAUUACAGGGGGAAUUAUGAUCACAGCUUUGCAGGAUUGAUAUUUAUGGAGUGGAUGACUGACUAUACGACGGUCAUAGACACAGCGGAGGCUGAAGCCAUAGGCAAUGAAUUGUUACUCUUUGGGUGGAUGGAACAAAUCGUCGAUGAAGUCGAUCGCAAAUUAGAAGACACUAGCGUAUUCAAAUCCACAAAAUAUGCUUUAUAUCGAUUAACUCAAACUGGUAAAAAUAUAGUUGGAUGGUCAACGGAAUCAACUCACCAGGUCACUGAUGCCAAGUCGACUCUGGUAACGAGUGCUGCUCUAAAUGCAAGGCAAGAAGCAGCCAGGCUACGAACGUCAUCGUCAGAUAUUUCUUCAGAGACAACUGAAGACGGAGAAGCAACUUUACAAGAAAUGCUCGCUAAUGACAAGCUCGCUAUGAUGACGGAAAAUCAACGGCCGCAAGCAGGGCUCAUGGAAUCGACAAGGGGGCCGUCACGAGCAGGAUCCACAGGGUCUUCUCAAAGCGGACAUUUCGAUAUGGCAGCAAUAGGUUUCUCAGGUGACCUUCAGCAAGUUCCUAAACGAACAAACACGAAUACAUCUCCUACGGGUAUACGACCAAAACAUGCAAGCAUCUCCGACAGAGGAAGAACAAUCGACCUAUCGAGCAAGCAUAGAAUGUCUUCUAGUGACACUCGAUCCAUUGCUUCAAGCAAUAGCCUGUCUUCUUUGAACGAUAUGGAGUAUCAAAUAAUCGACGGGAAAGACUCCAACCAUGCAAAACUUAGACAAAUAUUGGAAGACCCUCAUAUUAGGCACCUCUUUCGUGAGCAUCUCAAGGCUAAUUUCUGUGAGGAGAACAUAUGCUUUUGGAUGGAUUAUCAUUCCAUGCGACGUAAUAUAAAGGGUUCAAUUACCAACCGAUCUCUGGAAACACAAAAGGAACUCAUCAUAGAAGGCUACCAGAUCUACUCUACGUAUGUAGCGCCAGGAUCAUCAAGAGAACUGAACAUUGAUCACAUACUGAGACAGGAAAUGGAUCAAUUUAUAUCGUCUAUAUCGACUAUUGUCACAUCCCCCUUCGUUGACGCCCCGUUUCAGAGUGCAGAAAACAAUACCGUCGUUCUGACUACCAGCAAUCCUGCCAAUUCACUGCGUACCCUUAUCAGACUGUUGGACAAAGUGGAUGAUCAUGUGUACAGACUCAUGGCUCAAGAUUCCGUUCCAAAGUUCAUUCGCUCUGACAAGUACAAAACGGCUGUCGGUGAGCUGGAAUCAUCCAAACGUGACUCAGGCAACGGAAUUGAAUCCAAGCCUGGAACGCCAGCUUCAAUUAUGUCAGAUGCCAUAGCCGCAGACAGGCAACACAAAGCAGAAUAUACCGCCAUGCGAUCCGCCAUGACUCCUGUGGUUAUACGAACCGAGUAAAGAAACCAUCAAAAAGAAAAAAAAAAAAACCUAGUUGUCACAAUACCUGUCUCUAUACCUGUUCUACAUGUGCGGUCUUCAGACCGCGGCAUUUGCAGUUUUCAUAAGCAAUUUCCUAUGCAGACACCCCAUGUAGCUAAUCCAGCUCAGCACUAAUUGUCGCGAGUAAGAACUACUCGAAAUAAAAAGCAUAAUUAGUCACCCUAUGCAAGCUAUGGCAAGUGGAAAA
Messenger RNA from Umbelopsis ramanniana AG, 2525 nucleotides. RefSeq lists its product as uncharacterized. The record is from RefSeq and is a predicted model, not a curated record. Bases 215 to 2296 code for a protein of 693 amino acids. The transcript is spliced from 4 exons. Gene Ontology annotation, biological process: intracellular signal transduction. NCBI's taxonomy places the organism in Eukaryota, Fungi, Mucoromycota, Umbelopsidomycetes, Umbelopsidales, Umbelopsidaceae.